This is a messenger RNA of Aplosporella prunicola CBS 121167, 1254 nucleotides long. RefSeq lists its product as uncharacterized. The transcript has 2 exons. The coding region runs from base 1 to 1254 and encodes 417 amino acids. Gene Ontology annotation, biological process: carbohydrate catabolic process. Gene Ontology annotation, molecular function: L-rhamnonate dehydratase activity; magnesium ion binding. The record is from RefSeq and is a predicted model, not a curated record. NCBI's taxonomy places the organism in Eukaryota, Fungi, Ascomycota, Dothideomycetes, Botryosphaeriales, Aplosporellaceae.
AUGUCUCGCUCCUUCCCUACCAUCCAAAAAGUCCGCACCUUCCUCGUCCAGGGCGUCGGCUCGGGCGGCGACUACCACAAUGUCCAGGGCGGCCACUGGCUAAUCGACACCAAAAUCUCCACUCCCAUGAGCGGAUAUGCUCAGUAUGCCAAAUCCCGCACUUCCUGGGGAAUCAAUGUCCUUGGCUCCUUUUGCGUUGAAAUCGAGGCUUCGGACGGCACAAAAGGCUUCGCCACUGGAUUUGGCGGUCCCCCCGCUUGCUGGCUGGUUGCCGAGCAUUUCGAGCGCUUCCUGAUCGGGUCGGAUCCCCGCGAUACCAACAACCUCUUCGAGCAAAUGUACCGCGCCUCCAUGUUCUAUGGUCGCAAGGGUCUGCCCGUGGCCGUCAUCUCCGUCAUUGACCUCGCGCUGUGGGACUUGCUGGGCAAGAUCCGAAACGAACCCGUCUACAAGCUCAUUGGCGGCACGACGCGACAACGUCUCAACUUCUACUGCACGGGUCCCGAGCCCACGGCGGCGAAAUCAAUGGGCUUCUGGGGCGCCAAAGUCCCGCUGCCGUACAGUCCCGGUGAAGGUCCAGAGGGCAUGCGCAAGAAUGUCGAAUUCCUGCGUAAGCACCGCGAAUCUGUGGGCCCAGACUUCCCGCUCAUGGUCGACUGCUACAUGUCGCUGAACGUGCCGUACACGAUUGAGCUGGUAGAGCGGUGCAAGCAUCUCGGCAUCAACUGGUGGGAGGAGUGUCUGAGUCCGGAUGACUUUGACGGGCACGCGCUGCUCAAGCGCGCUCACCCCACGGCCAAGUUCACCACCGGCGAGCACGAGUACUCGCGAUAUGGCUUCCGUAAACUCGUCCAAGGCCGCAAUCUCGACAUCCUCCAGCCCGACGUUAUGUGGGUUGGCGGUUUGACCGAGCUGCUCAAGGUCUCUAGCAUGGCAGCCGCCUACGACAUUCCCGUCGUCCCGCACGCCUCUGGUCCGUACAGCUACCACUUCGUCAUCUCGCAAGCGCACUCCCCCUUCCAAGAAUACCUCGCCAACAGCCCCGACGGCAAGAGCGUGCUCCCCGUCUUCGGUGACCUGUUCAUCAAUGAGCCCAUCCCCACAAAAGGCUACCUCGACGUGACGGAUCUUGACAAACCCGGCUUCGGCCUCGAACUCAACCCCAAAGCGCGGCUCAUCGACGCGGCCGGCGUGCUGAACCCGACGCCUCAAAAGGCCCUGACAACCCCCAACGCCAAGCCCGAGGAGCAGUGA